Quercus robur (English oak) is the source of this 426-nucleotide messenger RNA. RefSeq lists its product as uncharacterized. Bases 1 to 426 code for a protein of 141 amino acids. The transcript has a single exon. NCBI's taxonomy places the organism in Eukaryota, Viridiplantae, Streptophyta, Magnoliopsida, Fagales, Fagaceae. The record is from RefSeq and is a predicted model, not a curated record.
AUGCACCUUCAAGGAGUAGCAGAUGAGAUCAUGUGUAGGGCCUUCCUUACAACGUUGAAGGGUCCUGUGAGAAUUUGGUUUAGCCUACUGAUGCUUAACUCCAUCAGCACUUUCAAGGAGCUAAGUGCCCAGUUCACUUCGCACUUUAUUGGGGAGGGGGGGCAUAGGUAUAAGAAGUCUACUGCAUGCUUGAUGAGUAUUAGGCAGCGAGAGGAAGAGAUGCUAAGAUCUUACAUAGCCCGCUUUAACAAGGAAGCGCUCUUGAUCGAUGAAGCUGACGACAAAAUACUUGUAGCAACCUUCACAAAUGGGUUGCAGAAGGAUAAGUUUUUGUUUUCUUUAUACAAGAACGACCUAAAAACCAUGUUGGAUGUACUUUACAGGGCCACCAAGUACAUGAAUGCCGAAGACAUGCUGCUGGCUUGA